AUUCCUGCGCCCACGGGGAUGAUCCAACAUUCGGCUGUACGACCAGCUCCUGCAGCGACCCAGAGGCGCGCAGCGUCUUCUGCUGUGAGACCUGCUAUAACGCCACCACGGCACGGAAUCCGAGACCCACCAGGAGACCCAACCGUCCUACCCAGAGACCCAGAAACCCACGUCCGACUGCCAACCCUUCCAACGAGCGACCUAAUAACCCUAGACCGAGCAACCCUCGUCCGAAUGCCAACCCUUCCAACCAGCGACCUAAUAACCCUAGACCAAGCAACCCUCGUCCGACUGCCAACCCUUCCAACCAACGACCUAGCAACCCUAGACCGAGCAACCCUCGUCCGAAUGCCAACCCAUCAAACCAACGACCUAGCAACCCUAGACCGAAAAACACACGUCCUGCAGGCAACCAGAACCCGCGCCCGAGUAACCCACGCCCAUCAAACCCGCGGCAAAAUACGCCCCGCCCCGUGCAAAUAACCCGAAACCCACGCCCCGCCCCUGCGCGCCCCACCUACUGGCCUCAAUGGCCCCCCGCCCGCCAGACACCCAGACCCAGACCAAGUUUCCCGCGCAUCCCUGAGAGUAACUCCCAGCCACGAGCUGACCGCGACCUUUUCUGUCUUCGGGACCGCUGUCAAUGUCUCAAGCGCUAUUGGUUUCUCGCCUGCUUCCGCCUCUUCUUCCAAUAA
Aplysia californica (California sea hare) is the source of this 695-nucleotide messenger RNA. RefSeq names its product sporozoite surface protein 2-like. Lineage: Eukaryota; Metazoa; Mollusca; Gastropoda; Aplysiida; Aplysiidae. The record is from RefSeq and is a predicted model, not a curated record.